Messenger RNA from Aphanomyces astaci, 4076 nucleotides. RefSeq lists its product as hypothetical. Gene Ontology annotation, cellular component: WASH complex; endosome. Gene Ontology annotation, biological process: endosome fission; endosome organization; regulation of actin nucleation. Lineage: Eukaryota; Oomycota; Saprolegniomycetes; Saprolegniales; Verrucalvaceae. The transcript is spliced from 16 exons. Bases 37 to 3495 code for a protein of 1152 amino acids. The record is from RefSeq and is a predicted model, not a curated record.
AACAUUUCCAACACAACCUCAGAUCGCCGCGAUCUCAUGGAGCUGGGGUUCCUUGCAGAGGAGAAUGACUGCGGCCAGUCGCUUCUCCGCCUCGUGAGUCGGGGUUCGGCCAUCAUCGCGGAGUUGCUGCGUCUGUCGAACAACAUUCCGGGCAUCUUCCUCGGGUCGGCCUUCGUGGAAGACCCCGAGCAGCGCAAGUACCUAGACAUCUUGUUCGACUUUGCGUACCUGAAGAACCCUGAGGAGUUUGAAAACCGCGUCAACAGCGACACGGACCUCCUGGACGUCGACGACGAGUUCAUGGGCAACCACGAAGACAUCUUGGACCGGUUUUACCAGUUGUUUGACUCGAUCUACAAGUACAUCCAGGACUUUCUCGCGUUCUGCGAUCAGCUGGAGAAAGGAUUCUUCAUCCAGCACAACCUGGCGAACAUCCUCCUCAACACGGACGGCGCGCAACUCCUCUGUGAAGCGUUGUACCUGUACGGGGUCAUGCUCCUACUGCUCGACCAGCGCAUUCCAGGACCCGCGCGCGAACGCAUGGUGAUUGCAUUCUUCCGCAACAAGGGCGAAUCUGCGUUGGAAAACAUCGACGAAGUGUGCAAACUGUGCCGCGUGACGGGCUUCCUUCCCGGCAGUCCCAAGCCCGCGCAGUACCCCGAGCGAUACUUUAAGCGAUUUGCCCCUCCCAAAGAAGUGGUGAGCAUGGUCAUCGGGAAGCUCCAGACGGAUGACGUGUACCUCCAAGAGCCGGCAUUUCCCCAUCGCGACCACCGCAGCACGCGACUCGCGGCCCAGGCGAGCGUGCUGUACGUCGUGCUCUACUUUGCGCCAGAUAUUUUGAUCCACGAGAAAUCCACCAUGCGCGAAAUCGUUGACCGGCACUUCAACGACAACUUUAUCAUCACCACGUACAUGGGGAACGUGGCCGAUUUGUCCCUGGAAUGGGCACCGUACCCUGCCGCCCGGUUGGCGCUGGCCAACACGCUCGAAGUGUCCAACUUGGUCGAAAUCGUCAAAGCCAAAAUGCACACGAGCGCCUCUAGCAUCGUGUCCUUGACGCACUUUCUCACCGAGGGCGUGCUCACCGAGCAGUACGUUCUCGAGAACAUCGACGCCCUGCUGGACUGCAUCCGCACGGCCAACGUGACGAUCCGGUGGACGAUCCUGCACAGCCGCAUGCAGGAAACCAUCCCCAUGAUGAACCACUCGGGGGACCAGCGCCGAGUUUUCGACAAGGGCACGGACCCUGAUCGCCUCGUGACGCUGCUGCUGCAGACGUCGCAGCUCGAGUGGAAGCUCAAGCACGAGUUUGAACGACUGCUCGCGGCCAAGGAGGACCGGUGGCAGCACUGCAUCAACGAAACAUGCGACCGCCUCUCGGAGCUCAGCGAGUACUUUACGGGCGAGAAACCACUCACCAGGGUCGAGCGCAACGAAGACUUGAUCAAGUGGUUUGCAGACACGUCGGCUAAAGUGGCGAGCUUGGAUUAUGUGAAUCACGUGAAAGCGGGUCGCCGCAUCAAGCGACUGAUUGAGGCCCUGGGCCACGUUGAACAAUUCGAUCAAAUCGACACGUCGCUCCAAGUCAAAGCGUUCUUGUCCGAGUCCCGCGCGUACCUUACGGAAAUGGUGCGCACCGUCCGCGUGCGUCCAGAAGUGAUGGGGAUCAUCGAAGCCGUGUCGGAUUUGAGUUAUGCGUGGGAAAUCAUCAACGACUUUAUGAGCAUCCUGCACACACGGGUGAAACGAGACCCGUCCUGUGUGAUUUUACUACGGGCGCUGUUUCUAAAACUUGCGUCCAUCUUGGACGUGCCGCUGACGCGCAUUUACCAGUGCAAGUCGUCGGACGUGAUCUCCGUGGCCGAGUAUUACUCUGGAGAAAUCGUGGAUUAUGUGCGCCGAGUGAUGGAGAUUAUUCCGCAAAGUGUGUUUCGUAUCCUUGCGGGUAUCAUCAAGCUGCAAACGGAUCAUAUGAAGGUGAUUCCAGUCAAGAUCGAGGCGAAUUUGCUCAAGAACCACGCCCAGUUGAGCGAGCGAUACCGGUUGGCGCGAGCCACGAACGAAGUGUCCAAGUACACGGAAGGUAUUUUGGCCAUGAAAAAGACAUUGCUGGGCAUUCUCGAAGUCGACCCGCGUCAAGUGUUGGAAGAAGGGCUGCGAAAGGAGUUGGUCUACCGAGUGAGCCGUGCGUACCACGACAUAUUGCAGUUUCCACCGGCAGAAUCGACGACAGCAAAGGAAUGCACGGCGAUCUUUCAAACGUUGGCCGGCACGUUGCAAGCGUAUCGGUUGUCGUUCGAGUACAUUCAAGAUUACGUCGGCAUCUAUGGCCUGCGCAUGUGGCACGAAGAGCUGAGUCGGGUGAUCAACUACAACGUCGAAGCCGAAUGCAAUCGGUACCUCAAGAAGAAAGUGUACGAUCGGACGUCGCAGUUCCAGUCCCGCGCCAUCCCCAUCCCCCGCUUCUCGCCGCCUCCGAACGAUCCAAGCAGCAUCAAUUUUAUGGGCCGACUCAUGCACGCGCUGUUUCUAAUGACCGACCCCCACGAAACCGUGUAUUCGUUCCAAUGCCUCACGUGGUUCAACGAGCAAGGCGUCGAAGUCGCCGGCCUCAGUACGUUUGCUGUGCUGCACCAGAGCAUUGGGCUGCUUGGGCUCGUGGGUGUCGACCGCAUGCUUUCGUUUCGUAUCGUGCACACCCUCAACAACUUGAUCAAGUUCUGGGGCACUGCCAUUUCGCCGUACUUGCCGUUGUUGGAUCAACUCACCACGGCUUUGGAACCGGCGUGGCGCCUUCCCGACAACGCCUCGCGGCUCUACGAAGCGUCGUUGAAAAAGGUUGAAAAAGUGAUGAGUAAACUGCUCAAAGCCGUGCUGAUCAUUGGCCAAGCGGCGCUGCUUCGCAAAGCCAUCGUAUCGGAGCUCGCGUUUUCUUCCAAGUUGGACGCCCAUUUGCUUUCGUGCUCCGUGGGCACGCUGGACAAGAGCGUCCUGAACGACCUGCGCGCGCACUUCCGGUCCAACUCGGCCGUGCCGCCCGCGGCCGUGCUGGUGGAGCUCAACAAGUACCUGGAAACCAUGGGCGCCACGGAUCCGUACUCCAAGAUCUUCAUCACGAUGAACGAACCGCUCGACAAACUGUCGGCGUUGUUCCUCUUGUUUGUGUUGGCAUACAUGCCCAAGCUCCAGUACGACGACCAGUGUGGCGCGUUGAAGCGGGUGGGUACGAACCCCGUGGACGGCGCGCCACUUAUCCUGGGGCUGUCGACCAUCUUCAAGCAGUUUCACCCGAGCUACACGGAGCAGUUUGUGUCUUACGUGGGUCAGUACGUCCGCAGUACCAUCAGUGAGGCCAAAACUACCGACCACCUGCCCCCGAACGUGCUCAAUGUGCUCAUUUUCUUGCAGCAUUUCGCUCGCGUGACCAAGUUGAAGCCGUCGAUUCUGCACACGCACAUCCCUGCCUACGUGUUUGACGCCAUGUCGUUAUAAGGUUUGUCCAAAUCAAACAAGUUGACCUGCUACUGUGUGUACACAACUCUGAUACAGGCUCGACAAACAUAUUUUACAACGAGGACAUGCAUAGGAGGAAUUCAUCAUGUUGUGAAUAUACUACAGUAAGGUAGGUUUACGGUAUAAAAUGAAAAUGAUUCUAUUACUGUACUACACCUCUCUGUCCCACUUAUAUUGCUCCAGGCCGCUUUUUCAGCAUUUAAUCAGGAUAUGUCGAUCAAUUAGUGGUAGUAGACAUAAACUAUGUAGUACGACAUACUUUGAAAUAGACAAUUCCUAGACCAAUCAGAAAGUGUCAAAUUCACGUUGUUUGUCCUAAUAUUGUGGAAGCUAUCCUCAAAAGAAAAAAAAGAAUAAUGAUCAAUUUUCGCUGUGCUCAUCAACACGCUCUGAUAAUUCCUACCAAGGUCUGGAUGCCACAGAAAAUGGCAUAAAAUGGCCGUUUUUUGGAGAAUAGGUUCCAAAAUCAAAAUAUUCCAUUUUUCGAGAUUUCGUGCGUCUGGAUGCCACCAAAAAUCAAAAAAUUAUACCGCAAUUUCAUUGAGAAUCGGGUGUUUUAU